This is a messenger RNA of Cynara cardunculus var. scolymus (artichoke), 807 nucleotides long. RefSeq lists its product as uncharacterized. NCBI's taxonomy places the organism in Eukaryota, Viridiplantae, Streptophyta, Magnoliopsida, Asterales, Asteraceae. The record is from RefSeq and is a predicted model, not a curated record. The transcript has a single exon. Bases 1 to 807 code for a protein of 268 amino acids.
AUGUACACCAUCAAUAGUAUGUUUCCUGACUUGUUUAUUUUUGAAAGAAAUAGAUCAUGCUUCAUUGUUGAUCGAUAUACUCCAAAUAGUAGCGACGGGAGGUUAUGGAAUUGGUCUUGGUUGGAGAGUCCAAUCAUUAAUAGCAGACUUUCAGAUAAAGUUACCAAAUUACAAAAUUUAGUAAGGAAUUAUGAGUUCUCUAGUGGUAGGGAUAAAUGGAUAUGGGUGGGGGAUAGUACUGGAAUCUUCACUGUCAAAUCCAUGAGAGCUGUUUUGGAUGAGAAACUUAAUGGUAAUGUUGUGGGGCAAUCAAUAUGGUGCAAAUGGCUUCCGAUAAAAAUAAAUUGCUUCUUAUGGAGACUUUUUCUGAGGAGAAUUCCUACAAGACAGAAUCUUGGUUCUAGAGGUAUACAAUUGCAAACUGAUUCUUGCCCGCUUUGUGGAAGAGAAGUGGAAACGGAAGAACAUCUUUUUUACGUCUGUGAAAAAUCAAAAGAGAUAUGGAGAUGGGUCGAAAGAUGGUGUGAUAUAAACUCUGGCAAUCAUUCUUCUCUUGAUCAGAUUGUGGUCAAUCUGAUUGAAUGUGCCAAAUCGAAGAAACAAAGAAAAAUGAUCGAGGCACUUAUCGGGAGCAUUCUUUGGUUUACAUGGAAGGCAAGAAAUGAUGUGAUGUUCAAUAACAAAAGGUUCUCGUGGGAAGCAGUGAUGGUGGAUUCUCAAGCUAUGCUUUUUACUUGGAUUAAAUGUAGAUCUAAAUGUAAUAUUGAUUGGUCUAGAUGGGGUUGUAAUCCGUUAGCUUUGUUUUAA